This is a messenger RNA of Lathyrus sativus (Indian pea), 1161 nucleotides long. The record is from the annotation of a GenBank genome assembly. NCBI's taxonomy places the organism in Eukaryota, Viridiplantae, Streptophyta, Magnoliopsida, Fabales, Fabaceae.
AUGGGAGGUGCAGGGAGUGGUGAGAUAUGGAAAGCACACACCGCCAUGGCGAUUGUGCAGUUAUUCACCGGAGGUUAUCAUGUUAUCACUAAAUUGGCUCUUAAUGUUGGAGUCAACCAAAUCGUUUUUUGUGUUUUUCGUGAUCUCCUUGCUCUCUCUAUUCUCGCCCCCAUCGCUUAUUUCCGUGAAAGACGUACACGGCCACCCCUAACAAAGCGCUUCGUGACAUCAUUCUUCUUUCUUGGAUUAACUGGGAUAUUUGGAAAUCAUCUUUUGUUUCUUAUUGGUUUAAGCUAUACUAAUCCAACUUAUGCUGCUGCAAUUCAGCCAGCUACUCCAGUCUUUACAUUUGUGUUGGCUAUAAUGAUGGGUACAGAAAGAGUAAACUUGCUAAGAUAUGAAGGUCUGGCCAAGGUUGGAGGAAUUUUUGUCUGUGUUUUGGGGGCCUUAGUGAUGGUUUUAUACCGUGGUCCAGCACUGGUUGGAUCUUCAGAAUUGGACCUCAUAUCACACAGUGAAAUAAGUGCCAGAGGUCAACCAGAGCCUUCUGGAUGGUUAGUUAGUGGUUUAAUGGAUCUUGGAUUUGACCAUUUUCAUCUUGGAGUGUUGUGCUUCAUAGGGAACUGCAUGUGCAUGGCUACUUUUCUAUCCAUUCAGGCUCCAUUAUUAAAAAAGUAUCCUGCAAACCUAUCUGUCACAGCAUAUUCGUACUUCUUUGGAGCUUUACUGAUGGUAACUACAUCAUACUUCGUAACCGAUGAGUCAACUGACUGGAGUUUGAAUCAGUCUGAAACAUUUGCCGUUUUAUAUGCUGGAAUUAUUGCAUCUGCACUUAAUUAUGGAAUCAUUACAUGGAGCAACAAAAUCUUGGGCCCGGCCAUGGUUGCCCUUUACAAUCCACUUCAACCUGGGGCAGCUGCUCUCUUAUCUAGAAUUUUUAUUGGAAGUCCAAUUUACAUGGGAAGCGUGUUAGGUGGGUCACUAAUCAUUACUGGUCUGUAUGCGGUUACUUGGGCAUCAUAUAGAGAAAGACAGGCAGCUGCUGGAGUUAUUCCUCAUCAUGCUUCUAAUUGGGUCUCUGAAUCACUUAAGACUCCUUUUCAUAGAGUUAACAUUUUCUCAGGCUCCUCUAGUUUAUUAUCCCCAAAGCCUUCGGAUUGA